Molecule: messenger RNA, 4664 nt
Organism: Paramormyrops kingsleyae
Lineage: Eukaryota; Metazoa; Chordata; Actinopteri; Osteoglossiformes; Mormyridae
Gene: stam
Product: signal transducing adaptor molecule (SH3 domain and ITAM motif) 1
Biological process (GO): protein transport to vacuole involved in ubiquitin-dependent protein catabolic process via the multivesicular body sorting pathway
Cellular component (GO): ESCRT-0 complex
Molecular function (GO): phosphatidylinositol binding; ubiquitin binding
Source: RefSeq, a predicted model, not a curated record
UCACCUCCAACCCGUUUGACCACGAUGUGGAAAAGGCCACCAGUGAGAUGAACACAGCGGAGGACUGGGGCCUCAUUCUCGACAUCUGUGAUAAGGUGGGACAGUCGCGCACAGGGACCACUAAUUGAAGACACCAACUCCACCAAACCUAAUGUUUUUGGCAGGAAACAUGAGAACAUGUAAACUCUGCACAGAGAGCUGGAAGCAGGUAUCAAACCCACAACCCUAGAUAUGUAUGUGAGGCCAUACUUGCUUACUCAUGCUUGGCUGACAGACGUAAACGUGGGAUAGGUUUAGUUGGAAAUAAGUAUGACUAGCCUGGCUUCAGAGGAAGUCCUUGGGAUAGUGAUUAGCAGGAGCUACAACCCCAAAGAUGGCUGUCUUAUGAACAUUGACAUUGAAUUUCAGCUUGAAUGUUAAUGUUGGUCUGAAAUUGGCUCUGGAUCUUGUAUGGCAGCAACCUGCGAUGAGGUCUGAUGACUCGGCAGAGCAAUAAUGGCAGCAUUUCCGGCGCUGAAGGGUUCUGGUGCUCCGAGGCUGCGAUCAUUCCAUUAAGCACAAUGUUGAUGCGAAUCGGUUUCAUUCUGCUUAGUGGUCUCUGUUGUGUGUCAGCACUUCUGUUCUGUUGGGGGGGGGGGGGUGACUUUUUCAGGCUUCAAGAUGAGAACUGUCCAGUCCCUUGUGGGCCGAAAGAGAGCCUUCGGGCCAUCAUCAGGAGAUUGAACCACAAAGACCCCCACGUUGCCAUGCAGGCUCUGACGCUCCUUGGGGCAUGUGUAUCAAACUGCGGUAAAAUCUUCCACCUAGAAGUUUGUUCCCGAGACUUUGCAAGUGAAGUCAGCAAUGUUUUGAAUAAGGGUCAUCCGAAGGUAUGUGAGAAACUGAAAGCCCUCAUGGUGGAGUGGGCAGAGGAGUUCCGGAACGACCCGCAGCUCAGCUUGAUCUCCGCCAUGAUUAAGAACCUAAAGGACCAAGGGGUAUCCUUCCCCACAGCUGGCUCACAGGCAGCAGAGCAAGCCAAAGCGAGUCCGGCUUUAGUAGCUAAAGACCCCACUACCACUGUCAACAAAAAGGAGGAGGAAGAUUUGGCCAAAGCCAUUGAGUUGUCCCUGAAGGAACAAAGGCAGCCUCAGACCCCUAUCACGGGCCUGUACCCCAGCACCACCAGCCUGGUGACCAACCACAAGGUCGAGGGCCGCAAGGUGAGGGCCAUCUAUGACUUUGAGGCUGCAGAGGACAACGAGCUGACGUUCAAAUCAGGGGAGAUUAUCACCGUCCUAGAUGACAGUGACCCCAACUGGUGGAAGGGGGAAACAUACCAAGGGGUUGGUCUAUUCCCCUCAAACUUUGUAACGGCCGACCUCACCGCCGAGCCUGAGAUGAUAAAAACAGACAAGAAGACUGUGCAGUUCAGUGAUGAGGUCCAGGUGGAGACCAUCGAACCCGAGCCUGAGCCGGUAUAUAUCGAUGAGGAAAAAAUGGAUCAGUUGUUACAGAUGAUCCAGAGUGCUGACCCCACAGAUAACCAACCCGAUCCUCCAGAUCUUCUACACCUGGAAGCUGCGUGCAACCAGAUGGGCCCUCUUAUUGACCUGAAGCUGGAAGAUAUCGACAGGAAGCACUCAGAGUUGUCAGAUCUCAACGUGAAGGUGAUGGAGGCUCUCUCAUUGUACGCCAAGCUGAUGAACGAAGACCCCGUAUACACCAUGUAUGGAAAGCCACAGACCCAACAGUACUAUGUACCCGCAGGGUCUCCGCAGGUAUAUCCAGGUCAGCUCCAGGGCGGCACAUAUGCAGUGGGUGGGGCACCGGGGUAUUCCUUGCCUCCAGAGCAGCUACCCUCGCUGCCCCCUGCUGGCCAGCCGGCUUCCAGCAUCAUGAUGAAUUCCACUCCAGCCAGUGGCUACAUGGCUGUGUCUGCUGCCUACAGCCCCUCCCCUGCUGGGAUGGCCCCCACCGACCUUCAACCAUAUGAGGCCUCUCUGAACGGGGCAGCUGCAGUGCCCCAGGGCGUCCCACAGUCCGCCGAUGGCCAACAGCAAGUGUAUACCCAGAAGGCCUUGCUGUAGGGCUCCUCCAAGUCUCCCUCCCCGGACUGGAUCUCCGGCUUCUCUCUGUUGAAUGUUAAAGGAGCUGAGAUCUUAAGGGUGUUCGGAGUGGGGAGGGGGGGUUCAGGGCAGUGCUGUCUGUAGAUUUUGGUACUGUACGACAGGAAGCGAGUGCUGCCUGACUGGUUCAAACUGGAAAAGGCAUUAAGGAUUUGUUUCUGUUCUUGUUUUUUUUUCCCCCCCACACUCCUAGUAAGGAACACUAAUUAGUCAAAGGAAUCUAAUAACACUAGGAUGUCAUAUCGUAACUGUCACACGAUCUUAGGAGGUUUUACUAAAGACUUCACAUCAAGGCAGCAACGUAGUACAGAUAAAAAUAAAGCUGUAUGCACAUGCCGUACAUGUGAAAGCAUUGGGGGUCUACUUCCGGUUUUGGUCUUUGAUUGGCCUGACCCAGGUACCAAACCAGGUACGGCAUUAAUGGCUUUAAACAGUGUUCUGUUGAUUUUACAUUAUGGUGACUUUGUAUGAGAAAUAGCUGUCUUGUUUUUGUAGUGUAUUUUAAUUUAUAUUCGAUUCUUUUUACUGUUAUGAAAUAAUUUUAAUGCACAACAUUAUGGGAAAUGUUCUAAUGUGAAGAAACGACUAUUCAUUCAAGUUCCCCAUAAUGCCCGUAGUCACAUUUUUCAAACUUGUAACUGUAUUCUUUGGUGAACCAAUACAUCACUUCCUGUCUGGUUGAGGGAAGAACAUGAUAAACACUAUUGCAUGGGCCAUUAAUGAAUUCCGACUGUGCUGGUUCAGUUGCACUUUGAAGUUUGAGCACUAAGGGACCAGGACUUGUUGAGCACCUAUGAGUUGGUGUCCGUUUGUCCCUUAUGGGAAUGACGAGAGUGAUGCUCCCUGGCCUCAGCCUUUGUCCUGGAGAUGGACAUACUGUAAAAUUCAGCGUGGCGUCUCCAGUUUCCAUUCCCGGGCAGCACUUUAAUCUCACAUCCCUCGAGCGUGAACUAAACUCCAUUAUCCGCUUGUCGACUGUAGCCAGGAUUGGGUAACCACAGCAGAUCUGGACCAGAACACAAUCAAACUCUAAAGAAUGAGGGACACUUUGUGGGUACCUGUCCUCAUGGGUCUGCAGCGUCUGAAUCGCGCCAGAACUUCCCAUCCUUUAUAGUGUCGAGUGAAAGGCAGAGGGGCAAGAGAAACAGUUGAUGGUCAUUAAUAUUUGAGGUGUUACUCAAACAGCUGCCCGCAUGCAUCUAUCACAGUAUUAUGUUAUUACAGUUUCAGAGACUGGCAGUGAUUGUAGUCUGUUCCUCGUUAAGAUAUUUCCCGUACUGUCCCGAUGACCAGGGAAGCUUCCGGCUUUUAACAUUUAAUUAUUCAAAGUCUCACUGUGGAGAACAUUGACUUAAGUGACAGAAGCGGUUCCUGGUUGAGGAAUGAUGAAUCGUUAUCGUGGGGAACGCUGCCAUCUAGUGGUACGGAGGUCCAGACGAGUGGGAUUUGUCUGGGGCGACUUGGCUGUGCCUGUGUAGUUUGGGAUGCGGUUAUUAAAAAUGUACAAUUUUCACGGUGCUUUGUCUGAAGUACGGCGCGCACCUUUUCUGGUAAUGGAGAUCCUUCACUGCUAGCUGAUCAUCUAAGUCAAGCUUUGUCUUAUCCGCAGAAAUGCUGCGGAUUGCGAAACGAAUGAUUGCACUAAACAGCCCGUGCAAAGCCGGUCUUGUAACGGACUUUCUGCAUGUGUAACUUUUCUUUUGAAGCGUGUCAGGUUGUGGCUGCUAGUUAAAAUAUAUGGUGGGGAAACAAAGGAAACCAGUAUCCACAUUGUGUCGUACUGCUUUCAGUUCGUUUGUGAUGUAUGCUGUUAAGAAGAGUCCAGAUUUUGUUUUGUUGAUUUUUUUUUAAUUUUUUUUUUUUGUAUAACGAUCUGUCUACAGACUCAAAUAACAUGUUGAUUAGAAGGCUGAUGAUCUUGCACUGUGUUCCUCUAGUUAAAAGCAGCUGGAAACAUAUACAUACAUUUCAGUAGAUAUGCUUUUGUAGUUAUGGUUUGCCUGAAGCAUUUAAUGGACUGUAAGGAAUAAGGUGCACAUUAAUUAAUUUUUAUAUAUUUUUUGUUCCUAACUGUUUAUUUUUUCGACCAAACUGUGAAGAGUCCAGCGUUAGGACCAGUGACUUCAAAUUAACAUUUUUAAAACGUUGUUUUUUGCGAAUUUGGCAUGCUUUGAACUUUUAGCGACCUGUCAAAUCCGGUUACAGUUAAGUCCCCCCCCCCCCUUGCACUAAUAUAUUUUGUUUCUGUUUUUUCUUAUUAACAAAGAGUAAAAAUGUAGAGAGAGCUGUUUAUAAUCUGUGAUGCACACAGGCCAUGAGUAUUCCACAUCUACAGGAAAUGUCAGACCUUCUCUUGAAGUCCUGUGGCCUUCCAGCUGCUCUCCUAAUGAUCUGCUGAUUGUUUGCCACUGUGCACCUCAUGGAGAUGAUAAUCGGUUCAGGGGAUGAGGAUUAAAUGAGGCUAGUGCUUUCUUUGCCUUUCUGUUCAUUUAAAAAAAAAAAAAAAAAAAAAACUAAAUUAGUGAAUGUUGGUUUGUUAACUUUUUUCUUAUGAUU